This is a messenger RNA of Capsella rubella, 924 nucleotides long. RefSeq names its product probable 2-oxoglutarate-dependent dioxygenase AOP1.2. The transcript has 4 exons. Gene Ontology annotation, molecular function: dioxygenase activity. The record is from RefSeq and is a predicted model, not a curated record. Lineage: Eukaryota; Viridiplantae; Streptophyta; Magnoliopsida; Brassicales; Brassicaceae. The coding region runs from base 1 to 870 and encodes 289 amino acids.
AUGAUGAGUUUGGAAACCAGUCUUGCUCUUCAGCUCCCGGUCAUUGAUUUCACGAGCCAAGACCUAAAACCGGGAACUUUCGAGUGGGAUUUGGUGAGAGACAAUGUCCGAAGAGCUCUAGAAGAGUAUGGAUGCUUUGAGGCCUUGUUCGAUAAAGUCCCUGUCAAACAUAGAAAGGCAGUUUUCGAUGUCUCUGAAGAGUUUUUCCAACUAUCUUUAGAGACGAAAGAGAGAGUUGUUUCAGAGAUUAAGUACAAAGGUUACGUGGGUCAGAAUCCAACAAAUCCUCUCUACGAGGGUGUGGGCAUCGAGUUUUCAGACAAUACCGAGAAAGUUGAUGCUUUUACGCAGAAGCUUUGGCCCAAAGGAAACAUCAGCUUCAGCGAGACGGUUCUAUCAUUCACUGAGCAGGUAUCCGAACUAGAUUUUGUGACCCGGAGAAUGAUAAUGGAGAGUUUCUGGCUUGAAGAAAAGUACAUACAAGAACAUCUGAAUUCCACAAAAUGUCUAAACAGUGUAGCAGACGGAAUAGAAGUGAAAACAAAAGACGAUAAGCAUUGGAUCAAAGCCAAUGCUUCCCAGGAUUCUUCAUUCAUUGUUCUUGGCGGAUCUAUGCUACAUGUACUGCUGAACGGUCGGGUGUUAUCACCGGUUCACCGUGUGACGAGGAUUGGAACAAACACAAGUUACUCGGCUGGACUUUUUGCUGUUCCCAAAACAGAGGAUUUGAUAUAUGCACCAGAAAAGGUGGUUGACGUCGACCAUCCUCGUCUCUUUAAACCCGUUGAUUUCGAAGGAUACUUUCAGUUCACCACUGAGGAAUCUGGAAGAAGAGAUUCGAAGGCUCUCAUGACUUAUUGUGGCCUCUGAGGAAGAAACAAGCCAAAAUGUGUGUACCAAAAAGGAAACCAAUCUACAUUCAAA